AUGCAUAAAAUAUAUUUUAUAAAAAUACUUUUUCUUAUAAUACUAUUUCCUGCAAAUUCUGAAAGAUCUAGUGGCUUAUACAUAGACAAUGGAUUCAAUCAAACAAUUCCACAUGAAAUUACUAGUAAUAAACAAAAACGAUAUAUAGAACGCAACUUAUUAAAUAUUCUCGAUUUACCGUACAAAUCAAAGAGCAUUGUGCGUAGAUCUUUAAUGGUGAAAAGAUCAGCACCCAAAUUUCUAUUAAAUAUUUACAAGAACAUUUUAUCAGAUAGCACACAUACAUCAGUUCAAGAGGAAUAUGAAAACAUGGAAGAAUUUGAUCUAAGUGGUCAUGACAUUAAUAUCAUCAAUCAAAGCGAUUUAAUCAUGACAUUUGGUGCUCACAAUCCACAUUCUGGUAAUGCAUCCAAAAUUAAUCGUGGUAAAAGAAUUUGGUUUGAUGUAUCAGAAGUGCCAAGAGAAGAAAAUCUUAUAGCAGCUGAACUGCGACUAUAUCAAAGUUUAGAUAAAGGUAUUAAAUUUAAAAAUGCCUACACCAUAACAAUAUACAUGGUAGCUCGAACAAAAGAUGGUAGACGAAUUAAACAUUACAUAGACUCAUCUAAUACCACGAUAGAUAAAGGAGGCUGGAUAACUUUAAAUAUCAGUCGAGCACUUGAUCAUUGGAUUAAAUAUCCAAAAGAAAAUCGAGGUUUAUUUUUGGCAGUGCAUCAUAUUGAUUAUAUUGGUCAUACCAUGAGACCAGAUGAUGUUGGAAUUGUAGGUGUUUUAGGAAUUCCAGAUAAGCAACCAUUUAUGGUAGGCUUUUUUAAAAGUUCAACUAAUAUUAGAAAACAUGAAACAUUAUUGUUUAAACAAAAAAGAGAUAUUAAAUUUAAGAAACAACGGUUUAAUAAUAUGAAUAUUCAAAGUAAUCCAUACACUAAUUCUGUACAAAAAAAAAAGAAAGAAAGUGUAUGCAAUAUUAAAACAUUGUAUAUAAGUUUUAAGGAUCUUCAAUGGCAAGAUUGGAUUAUAGCUCCAGAAGGAUACGACGCGUAUUAUUGUAGUGGAGAGUGCAAUUUUCCAUUGAACAUACAUAUGAAUGCAACUAACCAUGCUAUUGUUCAAACUUUAGUACAUCUUAUGAAACCACAUGAAAUACCGAAACCAUGUUGCGCCCCAACAAAAUUGUCACCAAUAUCGGUACUUUAUUUUCUUGAUGAUAGUAACGUUGUGUUAAAAAAGUAUAAAAACAUGGUUAUUAAUAGUUGUGGUUGUCAUUAA
Eufriesea mexicana is the source of this 1269-nucleotide messenger RNA. RefSeq names its product protein 60A. The transcript has a single exon. NCBI's taxonomy places the organism in Eukaryota, Metazoa, Arthropoda, Insecta, Hymenoptera, Apidae. Gene Ontology annotation, molecular function: growth factor activity; cytokine activity. The record is from RefSeq and is a predicted model, not a curated record. Gene Ontology annotation, cellular component: extracellular region. The coding region runs from base 1 to 1269 and encodes 422 amino acids.